This is a messenger RNA of Tribolium castaneum (red flour beetle), 645 nucleotides long. RefSeq names its product polycomb group RING finger protein 3. Lineage: Eukaryota; Metazoa; Arthropoda; Insecta; Coleoptera; Tenebrionidae. The coding region runs from base 1 to 645 and encodes 214 amino acids. The record is from RefSeq and is a predicted model, not a curated record. Gene Ontology annotation, cellular component: PRC1 complex. The transcript has a single exon. Gene Ontology annotation, biological process: regulation of transcription by RNA polymerase II.
AUGGAUCGUAAAAUUAAGCUAAAAUCUCUAAACCCUUACAUAACGUGCAAUAUCUGCAAAGGCUACUUAAUCGACGCCACUGCCAUAACAGAAUGCCUUCACACAUUUUGUAAAAGUUGCCUUAUUAAACAUUUAGAAGCCAACACCAACUGCCCCACUUGCGAUAUGGUCAUACACCAUUCGUACCCCCGGCAGUACAUUAAUUUCGACCGAACGAUGCAAGACAUAGUCUAUAAAUUAGUCCCAGGACUACAAGAGAGUGAAAUCGAGCGGGAACAGCAAUUUUACAGACAACGGGGGCUGCCAUGCCCCAAAGAAAUGCUCAUAGGGGAGGAGACCAAAGAGAAAUCACCGGAACCGGACGAUGGGAAUCAAGAGGAAUUAAUUAACCUAUGUCUAGAAUGCGCAUUCACAAAUCAAAUCAAACAAGUUUUUGUGAGGGUUCCUACGCGAACGACUGUCUUAUAUUUAAAGAAAUUUAUCGCCAGGAAAAUAUUUAAAAUUGAGGAUUUGCACAGUGUUGUUGUUUUUUGCAAUUGUGAAGAGGUGGACGAGAGGGACACAAUGAAGUACAUUUAUUUGAGCAAGUGGAAGUUUGAUGAUGUGCCUUUAGUGCUGAAAUGCCAGCAGAAAAUUAAGACUUGA